CUCAGCUCGUCAGUAAAUUUCACUCUCGGUUCCCACGGCUGAUAGAAACCGAACAAUGAGCACGCCACAAGAACAACUGGAUGUGUUAGUAUCGGUGAAACAUGAAGACAAGAAUAUACUUCUAACUUAGAGUGCACAUUGUCCUAAAGGUGAUCAGUGUGACGGUCUUUCACCAUAAUAUAACCCAACUUGUUUAGGACAACUAUGGAUGGAGAAAUUAGCUCUCUACCAGAGGCCACAUUAACACAGUGGUCUUCUGUAGCCCGACAGUCUCUGUCACUUCCGCUUCACUUCGGUUCCGGUGAAGUCCCGCCAACGACCCCCACAUCCAGUACAAGCUGUAGUGAAAACAACUCUCCAACAGACUUGAACCAACAUCUUCCGGAAAAGCCCCCUUUAGUGAAAACCGUAGAUCUAACCAACGAUGAAUCUGAUGAUAACAGUAACGAUUUUUUUGUUGAGAGGAGAGAUACCAAGUACUCUCUUCCGCCUAAGCGUGUUCACAACAGAAAAUUUCAAUCGAGUUUUAUGUUGAAUGAGACUGAGAGCUGUAUUAAAAAAACAAGUAAGAACCGUGAGUUCGUAAAUGAAGCUCUCGACAUGCAGUUCCAUCUACCGGAAAAUCAUAGCACUAUGACUAAUCUUCACUGCCUACCUCCUUGUGAUUCCAAUAUUACUUCACCAAGCAAUACCAUAACGUUAAAAAAUCUACCACAGCUGCGUUCUCUUUCAGAAGGCUCUCUUGAUCAAGGAUUUACAACCCAGAUGAUAACCAGGAAUGAUGGUUGGUCACCACCACCACCACCAGAAAGGCACGACUCACUGGAGCCCACUACGUCGGAAGAAAGGGGCCUUCGUGAAGCAGCUUGGUUUCAGGCAGGGAUUCCUAGGGAAAUAGUUCUUGAAGUUAUUGCCAAUGAGCCGGUUGGAUCAUUUUUAGUGCGAAAAAGUACAAGUAAACCUGGAUGUUACGCUCUCUCUCUGCGUGUACCGUUAACUUUCCAACCCACUGGAAUCGCUCAUUACCUUAUCUUGAAAACCAUUCGUGGAUAUAAAAUAAAGGGCUUUACAAAAGAGUUUUCCACUCUUUCGGCCUUAAUCACCCAUCAUUCAGUUAUGCCUGAACUUUUACCAUGUCCGCUCAGAAUAUCGCGGCACAGCCCCAUCUGGCAUCGGCUAAACUACCAUGAGGAACUUGUGGACAUUGAUCAGGAUCCUUCUUUCAACUUGACUGACUUCAGAAGAACGUUAGCGGACCUAAAUGUGUGAAAUCAAUGCAAUUUGUGAUUGAGAAGAUAACUUGUUUCGUCUUAACAAUUUCAUCCAGUUUUCAGCUGGGAUAAUUAAAAACAUAAAUAAAAUUAAAGGCGACGUUUCGCCUGACAUCAUCUGAUAGAUUUCCGCAAAACAAACAAUUUCACCAUGUUGCCAUAUCAGUUAUUAUCCAGUUGCGCAUAGUUUGCUUGUGCCCAACAUUGUAAACUCGCUAUAUUUGUACCAUAAUAAUAUAUUUUAAUACAAAAUUGUAUAGAACUGUUAAAAUAUUUAUUGGUGAGAAACAAUUGCACAAAUCGUACUAGUUAUUUAACAUUAAUGAUUUUUUGUUUUACAGGAGUAAGUUAUUCUAAAUUAUUAUAUUGGAAAUAGAUCAUUUCAAAAAAACUAAGUUCAUAAAUUCACCUCAUUAAUCUAUAACAUUGAAUAUCCCAGAUAUCUUGGUUAUGCUUUCAUAUCAUGAAAAUACAUAAACAUUAUGAUGUUGGACAAACUCACAAUAAUAACUCCACCAUCAAAGCUGCCAUCCAUCAUAUAUCAAUCGUAACAUUACCAACAGUCUAACUUUUCACAUGAAAAGUGUCUGCGCUGAGAAUAAUGAUUACAAAACAUAAUGAGACUCUGGAAGUAAAAAUACUCAUGUAAGAAAGAGGCUGUAAAAUUUCCGAAAUAAAAAAAAAAUUAUAAAGCUGACAAAAUUCCAUAUGUUUUGUCCCUCAACCAUACAAAUUUUAAACAAUAUAAUAGUUCCUCUGGUUAACAAAUAUUUCCAAAACCUGAAAAUACUUUACGACCCUUUAAACAAAUAUUUUCCUCUUCCUCAGCUCAGUACGCGUCUAAAUCAAAUGCUCUUAGAAUUUCCUGUUGUUUUCUUCUGAAAACCAAAAGCUUUAGAUAUAAUUUUGUUCCUGCAAAAAUCAAUUAAACCGUGCCACAGAAUACCUGUUCCCCUUGUAACUUAGCUGGAUGACAGACGUUAUCACCGCUACCGGAAAUUUCCCUGACUAACAAGAGAAAAACCAUUACAGCACAACAAAGCCAAUCUCUUUUCAACUUCAAACAUGAUAUAUCUUGUACAGUGAAAACAAUGCACUCAUCGGUAUGUUGAACAUACCCAAACUACCGCUAGAGGACGGUUCAAUAACCUCAAAUCCUCUGUCAAUACAUAUAUAGAUCUUGUAGCCUACGCUUCAACCAGCCUGACCACUCCACAAAUGACAUAGUUCUCGCUGGUAUUGAAACCGGGUCUAAAUCAAAUACCGACAGAAAAAUAGAACAGGCCUACAGGAUGAGUGUUUUGACGCUGUCAUCCUAUAUGGUAUGAACUUUGACCCCGGUUUUAAUUAUCUUCGCUCUUUAACCCAAAGUAUUUCUGGAAAAUCUUAGCAAAUUUUGUUUUGAAAUUAAUUUAUUUCUUAUCGUAGUAAUGACGUUUUUACUCUCAUUUCUUAAUUUAAAACAUUUUAAUCUCUGUAUUAUAAUUUUUUAUCUAAUAUCUCUUUGGUUGUGUUUAAUUAAGGCAAAGUUAUACAAUGGGCUGUCUGCGUUUUGCUUUACAUGGUUUUUAGUGCAUAAGCCAUCAAGCUUGCCAUUAGGGUUAUUUAAUGUCUAUUAUUUUUAUGUUCAAAUUGAUAAGUGUAUAAUUACUAGAUUUCAUUUCUUAAGGUUGUUCCAGUCCCUGUCUCAUUAAGUACUUUUGUGGAUCAAUCUCUCAAAUGUUCUGAACAUUUAAAAUAAAAUAAAGUUUACAUCCACUAUUGUCGGAACAAGAAGUUUACAUGGAAACAGGUUUCGACACUUUCCCGUGUCCUCUUCAGUCCAACUUUUCUUUAUGAGAAAAAUACAUACCGUUCUGAACAUUAUUUCUUACAUAAACACAUUUUCUUGUAAGUCGUGCUUAUUUCAAAAUUACUCUUUUUCUUUGCUUCCCACAACUUACACAUCACAUACACACAAUGCUAUUUCACAGUUGAUGUCAUAUUAUUAGGAGUUUGUGACAUCUCACUUCCGGUAUAACAACUAUAUAACUGAUCACCAUACAUACAGUGGAUAUCAAACAUUCACUCCUGAUGAAGGAAAAUCUACUUUCCAAAAGCACUCGAAUUAUCGGCUUUCUUUUCUGGUACUAACUUCUCUUCUGUUGACCUUACGCGCUUCUGAAUAUUAGGAGUGACGAUUUACUGUUAUUGUCGUAAAAAGCCUAAAAUUAAAAAAAUAUUUUCUCAUGGGUUUCAACGCAUGUUGUUUUUUUUCCCCCUAUUUUAAGAUACAUUAUGUAUAUAAUUACGAGUCUUUAUUAAUGCUGUUUCGUAGUAUUGUAUACUGUUAACUAAAACUUGUUUACAAAAUUCUGAUGUUGUUUCUCUACAAUAAUGCGUGAAUACUUUAAAAUGUUAACUCAUUUGGGCAUUUUAUAAUCCACAUUGCCGUAAAAGUUGUAUUGAAGAAGACUUAUAAUUCUCUUUUAUUAUUCGAAAUGUUUGUAUGUUAAUACAUUUUAAUAUUUCCUAAACUUUUCAGUCAUUUGUUCAAAUGUCGUAGCAAAGAAUUUCAAAUUUGCUUUUUUUGUCUUGUAAUACAAGAGGAAGCAAAAGUUGGUUAUCCACAAUCGAGUAACAACUAUAUCUCAUGUUUGUUUAUAUUCAAUUGAAUUGAAAACACGUGUUGUAUUGAGAGAUGAUAUUUAUCUUGUUGAGCUAAUAAAAGUACAACAUAAACAAGAAAACUAUGGAUACUUAACUUACUAAGGUAAAGAAAGUACAACAGAGACAAUAAAACUAUGGAUACUUAACUUGCUGAGGUAAGGAAAGUAAC
Messenger RNA from Limulus polyphemus (Atlantic horseshoe crab), 4089 nucleotides. RefSeq lists its product as uncharacterized. The record is from RefSeq and is a predicted model, not a curated record. Lineage: Eukaryota; Metazoa; Arthropoda; Merostomata; Xiphosura; Limulidae. Bases 205 to 1269 code for a protein of 354 amino acids. The transcript is spliced from 6 exons.